AUGAAACGAUUCCAGUCCAAGCCCCCUGCGAGCCCAACCCCCGCCCCCGACGGCUUCGACUACCUGUUCGUCUCGCCGUCCACGCUCAUAGUCGGGGGCGACACUGUGUGUCAAAAGAACCAGAGCGUGUACUUGUGUCACGGCAAGACCCUGGUCCCACUGACCAUCCAGAAGGCGCUCUGUGCCCGAAGCACCACACACGCGCUCCACAUCACCGACCCCCUCGAGGUAUGCAUUCGGAACUCGCACACCGCGCACUGUGUGACGGGGACGUACACCUACCCCGACAUCGUCACAGUACCGUGGACCGCGGCGCGCGACCUCGAGGCCUCCGGCGGCGGCCGCAGCUCGCUCAUGGUCACCCUGCAGACCACCACCGCGCCGCGCCCAAUUAUCCUGAAGGUUCUCAAGAGCACAAAGAUCGGCCCCAGCACGGUCAUGUACACAGUCGACCCCGUGGUCAUGAGGCAGAACACCAGGAGCCGCCCGGAGUGGAUGGAUGCGGACGGCACGUACACGGAGCUGGACGCGUUCAGGUCCCCGGGGACCUCUCCAUAUGCAUCUGUACAUACAGGGACGCCACCGCGCUCCCCAAGGGUGCUGCGGGCCAAGGACAUUGGUCUUGAACGUCCAGCGCCGCAGCGCGCAGCGCCGAAACUCCGCCAGCCACAGCCGCCGAUUGUCGACUCGUAUACGUACACGGAUCUCGCUCCGGCUACAUGA
Sphaeroforma arctica JP610 is the source of this 723-nucleotide messenger RNA. RefSeq lists its product as hypothetical. Bases 1 to 723 code for a protein of 240 amino acids. The record is from RefSeq and is a predicted model, not a curated record. Lineage: Eukaryota; Ichthyosporea; Ichthyophonida. The transcript has a single exon.